Messenger RNA from Pecten maximus, 2320 nucleotides. RefSeq names its product sarcoplasmic reticulum histidine-rich calcium-binding protein-like. The record is from RefSeq and is a predicted model, not a curated record. Lineage: Eukaryota; Metazoa; Mollusca; Bivalvia; Pectinida; Pectinidae. The coding region runs from base 79 to 2178 and encodes 699 amino acids. The transcript is spliced from 6 exons. Gene Ontology annotation, molecular function: superoxide dismutase activity; copper ion binding. Gene Ontology annotation, biological process: removal of superoxide radicals.
GGACUAUAAAUUCUGGACAGCUGCCCUGGACUGCCAUCAGCUGUUUGUUUCAGCAGCAAGCAGUUAGUAUCCGGAGACAUGAGGCUGUUGUGGGCUGUAGUUCUUGUAGCGCUGCUCUCGGUUCGUCCGAACGAGGGCAUACGGACACCAAAACGACUACGAAGAAGUAUCGCUAUCAUAGAUGAGCUUGAAGCGCUGAAAGGGAAGGUACGGAAAUUAUUAGAGCUUGAAGGGCUGAAAGCGAAGGUACAGGAAUUAUCCGACCAGGUUCACAAGAUCCAAGAGGAAAGCCAUGGGGUGCACAUCCACAUAGGUAAUGACUAUCAAGAGAAGAUUCACCACGAUGAGAAGCACAACAAGGGAGAUCAUCAUGACACCGACCACCACAACGGAGAUCAUCAUGACGACACCGAACAUCACAAUGGAGAUCAUUCCGGAGAUCACAAUGACGGCACCGAUCAUUCCGGAGAACACCACGACAACACCGAUCAUUCCGGAGAUCACAAUGUCGGCACAGAUCAUUCCGGAGAACACCACGACAACACCGAUCAUUCCGGAGAUCACCAUAAUGACACCGAUCAUUCCGGAGAUCAUCACGACGACACCGAUCAUUCCGGAGAUCACCACGACGACACCGAUCAUUCCGGAGAUCACAACGACGACACCGAUCAUUCCGGAGAUCACCAUGACGACACCGACCAUUCCAGAGAUCACCAUGACGACACCGAUCAUUCCGGAGAUCACCACGACGACAAAGAUCAUUCCGGAGAUCACCACGACGACAAAGAUCAUUCCGGAGAUCACCACAAUGACACCGAUCAUUCCGGAGAUCACCACGACGACAAAGAUCAUUCCGGAGAUCACCAUGACAACGAAGACCACCACGACAACGAUAGACAUUACCCAAAUGCUCAACACAUCUACCUCAACAUGAAAGUUUCAGGUGGAUGUUCCAAGCCACAUGAGCCAGACGUACAUGUGGAACAAGCUCUACACGCCCACUGCGAGGUGAUGCCAAAUAUACAGACUCCAGGCCUUGCAUACAAAGUCAGAGGUCACAUAGAACUGACUCAACAGCCCCAUGAUGACGAAGUGAAAAUCAUCUACAAACUCAGGAAUCUGAAGCCACACGCUCGGCAUGGUGUUCACAUUCAUGAGAUAGGUGACAUGACGCAGAGCUGUAAUUCCAUUGGAGGACACUACAACCCUACCCACAAACAUCACGGAAAGCGUGGAACUCCUGACAGCCACGUUGGAGAUCUUGGAAACAUUGAAGGCAAUGAUCAUACAUUAUAUGCACACACUCAAAAGAUCCACGGUGACUUACAUGACCUCAUUGGACGUUCUAUUGCCAUUAAUGCUGGAGCUGAUGACAGCCAUGGUAGCCAUGGUGGUCCAGUAGCGUGCUGUGUCAUUGGACGUAGCCACGAUGACCACCAGUCUCAUCAUGAAGAUGAGCAUCACAACGUUGACCACCAUAACGGUGGCGACGGUGAUGGCCACCACGAAGAUGAACAUCACCACGACGGAGGGGACGACGGCCACGGUGGUCAUCACGGUGACGAAGAUCAUGACGGCCACGGUGGCGACGGUGAUGACCACCACGAAGAUGAAACUCACCACGACGGAGGGGACGAUGGCCACGGUGGUCAUCACGGUGACGAAGAUCAUGGCGGCCACGGUGGCGACGGUGAUGACCACCACGAAGAUGAAACUCACCACGACGGAGGGGACGACGGCCACGGUGGUCAUCACGGUGACGAAGAUCAUGACGGCCACGGUGGCGACGGUGAUGGCCACCACGAAGAUGAACAUCACCACGACGGAGGGGACGACGGCCACGGUGGUCAUCACGGUGACGAAGAUCAUGGCGGCCACGGUGGCGACGGUGAUGACCACCACGGAGAUGAAACUCACCACGACGGAGGGGACGACGGCCACGGUGGUCAUCACGGUGACGAAGAUCAUGGCGGCCACGGUGGCGACGGUGAUGACCACCACGGAGAUGAAACUCACCACGACGGAGGGGACGACGGCCACGGUGGUCAUCACGGUGACGAAGAGCAUGGCGGCCACGGUGGCGACAGUGAUGGCCACCACAAAGAUGAACAUCACGACGACGGAGGGGACGACGGUCACCACGUCGACGACCAUGGAACUCAUGAGACGCAUGGAUAGACUUUAUUAUAGGAAAAAAUUAAAUGAGGAUAGUUUCUCGAUCGAGUGUUUCCUUAUGGUUUAUUGUACUGCUCUAAAUUGCUUUGAUAUGAUGUUUAUAAUUAUGACUUACUAUCGAAAUAUAUUUAAAAACUGUUUAUUA